Messenger RNA from Myxocyprinus asiaticus (Chinese sucker), 951 nucleotides. RefSeq names its product odorant receptor, family 95, subfamily A, member 1 (gene or95a1). The record is from RefSeq and is a predicted model, not a curated record. Lineage: Eukaryota; Metazoa; Chordata; Actinopteri; Cypriniformes; Catostomidae. Gene Ontology annotation, biological process: G protein-coupled receptor signaling pathway. The transcript has a single exon. Gene Ontology annotation, molecular function: G protein-coupled receptor activity. Gene Ontology annotation, cellular component: membrane. Bases 1 to 951 code for a protein of 316 amino acids.
AUGCAGAAUCUGACAGAGCUCCCAGGCAACACAACAUCCAGCACUAACCUCUCUGUCAUUGUGAAAGUGUGUGUGGUCAUCCCAUUCUUCAUUGCCUUCCUGUGCUUCAUCCUCCUGAUGCUGUACACCUUUGCAUCUCUGAGGCAGUUCUUUGAUAGCUCCCGAUAUAUCCUCUACACCUACAUGCUGAUCAACGACACCCUGCAGCUGCUCUCCUCUGUGUCACUCUUCUUGUUAGCGAUGGGCAGUGUGCAGUUUGCAAUUGUCUACUGUGCUCCUCUGCUCUUUGUGUCCACUGCUACCUUCCUGAACACCCCACUCAUCCUGUCCACCAUGUCUCUGGAGCGUUAUGUGGCUAUCUUCUAUCCACUUCAACGCCCUGCCAUCUGGAGACCUGAGUGGAUUUGGGUCCUCAUUCUAAGUCUGUGGGUCAUCAGUUGCAUCCUACCCACUGUUGACUUUAUCUUGAUGCGACUCAAGCCAGGUGUUGACGUCCAAUCCACACCUGUGCUGUGCAAGACUGCACUGCUCAAUGCCUCACCCAUUCAGGCUCUGUUCAAGGUGAGCCUCAAUGGGAUCUUCUUUGCUGUGGUCACUGUAGUGAUUCUUUUCACAUACAUGCGGAUUCUGCUGGAGACCCGUCGGAUGAGGCAGGACCGGGUGUCAGUGAGGAAGGCCUUGCACACGGUGCUGCUUCAUGGAUUGCAGUUGCUCCUCAGCAUGAUGGCCUUCACCCAGCCCAUAGCAGAGCUCUUCCAUGUCCAGCGUGUCAGUUUGUCUCAAGCAGAUAUGUCUUUCGUCUACUAUUUCUGCUUCAUCCUGCUUCCUCGUUUUCUGAGCCCACUCAUUUAUGGCCUUAGAGAUGAAAACCUCAGAAGCUAUAUGAAGAAAGCCUUGCCUUGUUAUGGUCCACGUGUAGACCCAUAUAAAGAUGUUAGAACAACAAAAUGA